AUGGGUGCAAGUGGUGGUAUUCUGUCUAUCUGGGACAAUAAUAGAUUUUCCAAGGAUGAUGAAAUAUUAGGCCUCAACAAUAUUUCUACCUUGUUCACUACUAAAGAUAAUGUCUUUAAGUGGGCUGUCACUAAUGUUUAUAGCCUCUGUGAGUAUAAUGCAAGAGCAGAAUUCUGGAAAGAUUUGAAGAAAGUCAGGCAUUGGUGGGCUGGUCCUAUAUGUUUUGCAGGUGACUUCAAUGUUGUUAGAUUAGAUGAAGAAAUGAAUAGAGGUGAAGUUGAUAGUAGAAAUUCAAGUUUUCUAAACAAUUUCAUACUUCAACAAGAGUUGGUGGAUCAAUCUUUGGUUGGUGGAUCUUACACUUGGUCCAACAAUCAUGCAGAUCCUCUUCUUUGCAGACUUGAUAGAUUCUUAUUUAGUGUAGAGUUUGAGGAGGCUUUUUCUUCCACCAUCACCGUAUAA
Messenger RNA from Papaver somniferum (opium poppy), 462 nucleotides. RefSeq lists its product as uncharacterized. The transcript has a single exon. Lineage: Eukaryota; Viridiplantae; Streptophyta; Magnoliopsida; Ranunculales; Papaveraceae. The coding region runs from base 1 to 462 and encodes 153 amino acids. The record is from RefSeq and is a predicted model, not a curated record.